Halichondria panicea is the source of this 2685-nucleotide messenger RNA. RefSeq lists its product as uncharacterized. Gene Ontology annotation, molecular function: ATP binding; protein binding; protein serine/threonine kinase activity. The transcript has 5 exons. Gene Ontology annotation, biological process: protein phosphorylation. Lineage: Eukaryota; Metazoa; Porifera; Demospongiae; Suberitida; Halichondriidae. The coding region runs from base 134 to 2476 and encodes 780 amino acids. The record is from RefSeq and is a predicted model, not a curated record.
AGUCCCACCCACAAUUAUUGUUCUUUUUUGUGGGUGGGACUGUAUGCAUAUAGCUUUGCAGAUAUAAAGUGUCCACGAUGUCUACAUCUACCAGCCUGGAAGCCUGACAGACUGGAUCUAACAGAACACGAUUAUGAUAGCUCGGUUUCGCUCCUUAUUUGGUCGGCCAUCAUCAGUUGAACCAUCAGGUGAACCACCACCUCGUUGGGGUCAAUUCUCUACUGCAGCUGAUGGACGCCAUUACAUGUGGAGGGGGCUUGGUCCAGGAUUGGGGUCUAACAUCAUUGCUGUGUAUGAUCCAAGCACUGAGCUGUGGAGCCUCUUGCCCACCACUGGACCUCUACCCCCUGGAGAGUAUGGUGGUUGCUCUGUUUGUGUAGGUCGUUGCCUGUACACCUUUGGUGGUCAGUAUGGAUCUUCUUACUUCAAUGACAUGAGCAAGCUUGAUCUGAACACUCUCCAGUGGACCAAAGUUCAAACCUCUGGUAGUCAGCCCAUGAAAAAGGCUUACUGUGGACUUGUCCGUGUGAAUGAGAGAACUCUGUGCUGCUUUGGAGGAAAAGGUUUUGAGGGCAUCACUAACGAGUUCCAUUUCUUUGACACGCAAAAAGGUGUCUGGUCGUCCCCUGAGCUCAUAGGAGAAAGACCUUCUCCCUGUAGUGACUUCACCUUCACCAUGGUGGACCAGCACAGGGCAGUCCUCUUUGGAGGGGACCAACCUGGUCAUGGUGGUAGGCUCAAUGAUGUCUAUUUGUUAGACUUUAGGACCAUGGAGGUCACUAAGGUGAAGCCAGUACAGGGAGAGCCAUGGCCAGUGGAGAGGUCAGCCCAUGCUGCCUGUUGUCUCAACUAUGGCCAGGACCACCCUCAACUACUGGUGUACGGAGGGCGGGGUAAAAGCAGAGAUACACUGGAGGACAUGUGGAUGCUGGAUGUUGACAUUGGAAAGUGGACAGCGGUGACACCUCCUGAGUCAAUGACACCACGUCACCUCCACUCCAUCACUGCCACCAGUCUGGGACCAGGACUCACUGAGGUCCUCGUGUUUGGAGGCCUUUCAGAGAAUAAUGAGACCGUUGCUCAGACCACCAUACUGAGAUUCGGUGAGCAGACACUAGUAGAUUCUACAUGCAGCCUUGACAACUAUUGUCUGAUAGAAAAAUCCUCAGCUGGGAAUUGGGCUCUCGUGGAUGUGGCCCACAACGACACUAGAGGCUCCGCCCAGCGACUGAGAGAGAAGAAGAUCAGCAGACAAGCAACUGCUCGUGCCUCAUCAGUCAGUGAGACCAGCGACCACUCCUCUCAAGACCGGGUGAGGGCUCUGGAACAACAGUUACGAGCAGCAGAGCAGAGAGAGCACGACACUCAACGUCACCACCAACUACAGUUGCAAGAGAAAGAUCGAGAAUUAGCUACAAAAGAUCGAGAAUUGGCUACAAAAGAUUGUGAAUUGACUGAGGCCAACCAUCGUUAUGGAGAUGCGGAGGAAAGAGCACAGCUGGCAGAGCAAAGAGAGCAAACUACACAAUUACUGUUACAAGUGAAAUAUCGAGAAUUGGCUAUUAAAGAUCGUAAAUUGGCUCAGGCCAGCAGAAGAGAAGCUGACCUGUCUCCAGCUCUAGUGAGGGAGUUAGAAGGCAAGACGAAAGAGUUGGCAGCACACAACACAGAGGUGUGGAGGAUUCCGGCCAACAGAGUGAUCAUUGGCAGGAGGAUUGGCAAAGGAGGGUGGGGGGAGGUGCUGGAGGGAACAGUGAGCGUGGCCGUCAAGCGACUACACGAAGAAAUUGCCUACCCAAUUCACAUUGAAAAAAUGGAGAGAGAAAUGAAGCUAUUGGCUGAAGUGCGACACCCAAACCUUGUGCAAUUCAUUGGUGCUAUUUUUGAUGAUCAAAACAAUAAAUCCCCUCCUAUUCUCGUCACCGAGCUUCUGGACAUGAAUCUCCGACAAGCGUACGAGAGGAAUCAACUGGACCCAGGAAACCGCCUCUCGAUCUUCAUGGACAUUGCCCUAGCUCUGAACUACCUGCACCAGCGCUACGAUCCCAUCAUCCACCGUGAUGUGAGUGCUCCCAACGUCCUCCUCCAGCGAAUGCCCAACCACCAGUGGAAGGGGAAGGUCUCUGACCUCGGCUCAGCCAACUUCCUGCAGCAUGCUCACACAAAAGGUGAAGGAUGCGUACUUUAUUCAGCCCCUGAAGUGAUACCUCGAGCUUACAAUCAAAGAGGAGAGCUAAUUCCACAAACAACUAAGAUUGAUGUGUACAGCUACGGUGUUUUGUUAUGCGAGGUCAUCACUAGCACUUUUCCAUCAGAAGAAAAUUACUUGGGUAUGCUUAAAGAAGUCGAAAAAGACUAUCCACAAUUCCACGAUCUGAUUGCUAACUGCACUCAAGAGAGCCCCGACAACCGACCAACUAUGGCUCAAGUUCUGAACAUGUUAGAAGUAGAAGAUGACAAAAUACCAAGAAUUUAGCUAUAGAACAUAAUUGUGUAUGAGUGUGUGUAUUUAAUUUGUUUCCUUAGUUUGUUUCUACUGAUAAUUAUGCUCUUAUUUUGGAACCAUUUUCUGCACUAAUUAUGUUGUUAUAAAUAAUGUACUCUAUAUAUAAUUAUUUUGUGCAGUACAAUUUUCUGUGUUUUUCGAGGGUAUAUAAAGCGAAAAUAAAAUUUUAUCUCAUUACA